AUGUAUUCAACGGCCACCAACAGUAGAUCGCAAGAGCCUGUCGAUCAGCUCCCAAGUCCCUCGAGUUCCAGCGGGCAACAACUGUCUGUCAUAGAACGCAGCAGACCUGCAACGCUUUCGCCUGCGCCUAAGCUUCCCAUUCCGCGAUUGGGCUCUACCCCAAUCAGCCGCCAACGCACACCGCGCGCCUGUGAAUUAUGUCGUGAGCGCAAAACCAAGUGUGACGGCUCAAAACCGAUUUGCAAACAGUGUCGGCUACUGAAAAUUGCCUGUACUUAUUCUUGUUCCAAACGCGAAAGACAGCAGCUUGCGAUUGAAUGUGCCCGAGCGAAGGUCAAGGUUUACGAAUCAGUGCUGCGACGGAUCUACGACGAAAGCCGAAAAGAAGGUCGCACCUCCAUCGAGGAGAUAUUCCAUAAACACUUUCUUGCUUCACCAGAAGUAUUCUCUUCGUUCCUCGGCUCGAAGUCGCUGUUUGAGCAACAGCCUUCUCCGCCAAACCCAGGACUGUCUUUGCAUCGCAUGCAUAUGGCAUGGGCGAGGAGGAAUGGCAGUAGAACGUCGCACUUAUGCCAAGAACCACAACUCCGGACCAAGGGCAUUCGAGCUUGGACUUCUCUUGUGGACGAUGAGGUCGCAAGCCAUCUUCUUUCGCUCUAUUUCGCGUGGGAAAAUCCCACAUGGCAACUUGUUGAUCAGCAUCUGUUUCUCAGAGACCUAGCGAGUGGGUCCAGGAAAUUCUGCUCUCCACUGUUGGUCCACACCCUUCUCUUUUUUGGCUGUAGCUCCUCCUACAGUUUGGACCGGAUAACCGAUCGACAAGAGGAAAAAUCACUUGGCAAAAAGUUAUACGCUGAGAUUCAGCACCUCUGGCAAAUCGAGAAGGACCAGCUGAACCUCCCAGUUGCGCAGUCCAGUAUCUUGAUUGGCAUCCUUUGUUGUACUCUGGGUAUCGAUAGACUGGGAACGAAAUAUAUCCUUCACGGCGCAGAGCUAUGUCACAAACUAGACCUACACUGCGAGUCACCGGCGUAUCUCUACAGCAACGUUGACCGGGAUGAGCUAGGCCCAAUAUCAAGAUGCCAUAAACUGGUCGCUUGGGCCGUAUUCGACGUGCAAGCGCUAGCUGCACAGGUUUAUAGGAAGAUGCCAGUUUGGGAACAGCCGCCAGCUGUAUGCUUCUCCCUACACGAGGCGGCAGUACUGGAUGAAGGCGCCGAGUGGAGCCCCUACCCUUUUAAAUUUCCGGUUCAACAGCCUUUUUACUACACUGCCGCCUGCUACCGCAGCGCUCUCGUGAUGAUUGUUCAUGAGAUUGCUAUAGCGGGCAUUAAAUUUUCGAAGACCGGCAUUUCAAGCGACGAUUGGCAGUACGCUCGUCAGCAACAUCAGAAGUUAUGCGAUUGGAUGAGCAGCCUGCCGUCAUGUGCGAUGCCCCAAUCCAACACAACCCCACAUAUACUAUGUUUGCACUUGUACUACCAAGCCACCCUUGUAUUUCUAGGUGAUAUGUUUAUCCUAUAUUCAAAGGUGACACGCAAUGACGAAUCGAAUCUGGCAUGGUUCGAUCCCUGGAGUGUAAAGUCUCGGGCCCUAGAUGCUGUUGGGUCUCUCAUUCUGCGGUACAAACAACAUCACGGAUGGAAGUCAAUUCCUCUUGUGUUCCUUCACUAUUUCUGCCUGGCAGGGGUCCAUACAAUAUCGCAGUUGGAACCCCAGGAGCCGAAAUGGAGUCUUAUCUUGGAGAGCUGUGUGGUGGGUCUCUGGCAUAUGAGUCUUGGUUGGGGCAGGCUGUGCACAGCGUUUCUCAGGACGAUUGAGCUUGUACUCAAGGCGAGCAAACUCGACGAGUCGCUCAUACCCACAAAGGUGACCGUGAUUUUUAAACAACUGAACACCACUCUUUGGACUGCCACAGAUAUUUCCUCUCUAUCUGCAGACUAUGUCGUGCACCAUGUUCCAGUUCCUAGCGAGUCCGCCGCAGGAUCCGAAUUCAAGGCCGAAGGUCUAGAGAACCUGAUCCGUAGCAUGGAUCAUCUUUCUAUAAACUGA
Messenger RNA from Aspergillus fischeri NRRL 181, 2052 nucleotides. Its product is annotated as putative C6 transcription factor. Gene Ontology annotation, molecular function: zinc ion binding; DNA-binding transcription factor activity, RNA polymerase II-specific. The record is from RefSeq and is a predicted model, not a curated record. Lineage: Eukaryota; Fungi; Ascomycota; Eurotiomycetes; Eurotiales; Aspergillaceae. The transcript is spliced from 5 exons. Gene Ontology annotation, biological process: regulation of DNA-templated transcription. The coding region runs from base 1 to 2052 and encodes 683 amino acids.